Messenger RNA from Episyrphus balteatus (marmalade hoverfly), 1638 nucleotides. RefSeq lists its product as uncharacterized. The transcript has a single exon. The record is from RefSeq and is a predicted model, not a curated record. The coding region runs from base 79 to 1572 and encodes 497 amino acids. NCBI's taxonomy places the organism in Eukaryota, Metazoa, Arthropoda, Insecta, Diptera, Syrphidae.
GAAAAUUGAAGAUCAUAUUCAGUUUCGUGCUGAUCAUCAUCGAUCGAACAACGUUUUCUUCGCGUUACACUUACGAAGAUGCGACGGUCAAGUUAUUUUAUACAAAUUUUCGCCUUUUGCAUAUUUUUAUUAAAUAUCAGAAUAAAUCUAGCUCAACGAGCUUAUGGCGGUACUGGUGUAGGACCUAUGGGUCCACCAAUGGAUGCGAUCCAAAAACUAUUCGAAGCUAUUGAAAAAUUGAACAAAAAAAUGGACGCUUUGAAUGAACGAAUGAAUACAAUGCAAACAACUUUAGAACUUAAAACCACACCUGACGAAAGUAAAUGUCUCAUCCGAGACGUGGUAGAUGCAAUUAAUAAUCAACGCUUUGAAAUUGCUGAAGAAAAACUUAUCGAGUUGGGUGAUGAUAAGAAAAUUUCCACCAUCGUUCAUGAUGUUUAUGCCGGAUCGGUAGUGAAUGUCGAUAGAAUUGUUAACUUUGCAAAAGCUUUAAAGAACGGCGAGUCACAGUUUCAAGUGUUUGCAACUGUUUUAGAAGAAAUGGUUAAGGGUGGUAAUGCGGAACCAAUUAAAUUGAUAAAACUGGUUGAAACUUUCGAACGAGAAGUUGCUCGACAGAAUGAUGAGUCGAUAAAAGCUAAAGCCAAGACUGUCAUCGAUAAGGCUGUUGAAGAUAUUAAAGCAGCUUCCGUAACAGUCUUCCAAACGGCUAUGAUUGCAAAUAAGUAUCAAAUGAAUGUAGAGAUUGAUAAUCUUGCCGAUGCGCUGUUUAAUUUCAAAACAGAAGUUUCGAACGAAGUAAUGGAUCGUGUAGUUGAUAGUGUGUUUGGAGUGGUCGCUGCUGGAAAGAUUCUUGAUAACAUAAGUAGCCACAAGAAUAUUUAUCAAGUUAUUGAAGGUUUGACAGCGAUCUUCAAUAGAUUCAAUUAUGCCGGGAACUUAAACAAUGAUGCUACUUUAAGUCUUGCUUCACACUUGCGGAAACUACAAGAUCGAGCGCAAUACAAGGUUUUGAGUCGGAACUUGAAGGACGAAGUGGAUAAGGUGGUUCAGCGACUUCCAGCUUGUGCUAGAAAUCUCUAUUUCCACACGUACGUUUGUUUGUGGAACAAAGCCAAGCAGCAAUAUUUAUAUGCAGCUAGUACAUCAGAAAGUCAUGAUGGUGAUCGUCGUAAUAUAUUCACUUGGUAUCCAGGAGAUAUUCCUGUUGGAGCAUUUUGGAAUAUCAAUCAAAUGGGAGAUGCAUUUUAUUUGAAAAAUAGCGAACAUGCUGAUGAAUAUUUAUAUUCACCAUUAGCUGAUUUUUCAUUUAGCAAGGAUCAGCGUUAUCUUUUUACAUGGAUUCCUGGCAAUAAUACAGAUCCACAAAGUGCAUGGGGUAUUGAAUUGGAUGGAGACUUUUGUUAUAUUAAAACAAUAUUUCAUAAUGAAUAUUUGUAUGCUACUGAUGUGAGAUAUAAUCAGUUGAAUAGUUAUGUUUUCACAUGGAAACCGGGUUCGUUGGUUAGGAGUCCGGAAUUUCAAUGGCAAAUUCGGAAUUGUGGUCAGAUUGAUGCAAGAAUGGAUGGAUGAUGUGGAGAGAGGUGGAAGAUAGUAGUUUUUUUAAGAUUUUUAUAAUAACAAUAAUAUAAAGUAUUA